AUGGAAACCCUCGUAGCCUACAGUGUCACUUACCUAGUAACCAGCAACUCCACUCUAGCAACCCUAGUUGCUGGCCUGUAUGGACUUCUCCUCAAGCAGGCCACGAAGCACCUGUCCAUUAAAGCGGUUCUACUCUGCCAAUCACCAGGACCCGUCUUCUCCGCAUCUGAUAUCGAUAGCUUUGUCCGCAAGAUAUAUAACAGCAGUGACUGCGAGUGGUCAUGCUUUCGUGUUAGCAUGGACGAGGAUCACCAAGGACAGGGAAGAAAGACCAUCCAUGUCGAGCUCGAGCAUGAAAACAUGCUCUAUGACGACUUGCUCCGCGAGCUACCAAUCCGAGAGAUAUGUAAAAAGCUCGUUGGAUUGCAUAAGUUCAAAGGGUACUGCUUCCGGAUCGUACCGGAGCGGGGAGAGAAAGGUCUAGAUGAGGUCGGUCAGGUGUUUGGUAGCUGCCUGCUGUUGAUGCAUCUGAGAGAGCUUUAUGAUAACUGCGUGGGUGAUGUGAGUGGUGAUGAACGCAGGUUGGCUAAGAUUGCUCUGUAUUCUGAACGGUUCACUAAUGAAUUCGGGGGAUAUGCGGAGUUUCUAUCUAAUGAAGACAUUGUGAGGGGCGUUGGGGCUAUGGAAGAUCCAAAGCUGGCGAGGAUGAUUGAGAUUUUUCAACGCUUACACCGGGAAUACAAAGAGAAGCCCCGGAGGAGUGUCUUGAAGUUAACCUAA
Molecule: messenger RNA, 720 nt
Organism: Aspergillus alliaceus
Lineage: Eukaryota; Fungi; Ascomycota; Eurotiomycetes; Eurotiales; Aspergillaceae
Exons: 3
Coding region: 1-720 (239 amino acids)
Source: RefSeq, a predicted model, not a curated record